AUGGAUUACUGGGAUCCGUCGUUAGAUUUCUGGUAUAGUCAUACCACACACCAAUACCCGAGACCUCCCUUCCAUCACAGAAGCUAUCUCCACCCUGCCUCUGAUCGAUGGAGUCAGCGCACACCCAUCCGAGAAGAGUUCUUUGGAAAUGGGCAUUUUCCCGCGUUGUAUCGCGAUCCGUGGGAUGAUGAGCUUCCCACCUGGGCCACACAUGAGUGUUGGGGCGAACGAUAUCCCCAGCACCUAAAUGCCGAACGUCAUCAUGACCAGGAAGAUAGGGCGCACGAUAGAGAUUACGGCCUAUACGAUACGUCAACCUUGUUCUCGGUUAGUGAGUCGAUGGGCGAGGCAGAGAGAAAUAAUCGCAGCGACCCGUAUUUAGCAGAUAACGAGAAGGCGAGUUCGAGUAGUGAGGUGCCAUCGAAGGAUUCACGAGAGAGUCGUGCACUAGGGGACGGAAUGUGUGCGCCACAGAGCCCCGAAAUUUUCUUUGCCGAGUCCCUCAAAACACUACGUGAGUAUUUGCUGGACUUGAAACAGGAGCGAGAAAAGUUCCGCCAGGAACGGGUGGAGUUGGAGAAACUUCGCGAAACCUUUGAACGCAUUGUAGAAACAUGGUGCGAGAACAGGUUGGGAGUUUGGAGGAUUCAACAAGAGCCGGGUCGUGAUAAUGAACCUAGUCGGUCACCUCAGAAGCAGCAUGAACGGCGACAGACGUGUGAACGCAGCCUUGAAAACACUGCCUUUGAGCGCUACGACAACAAAUGGUUGGAGGUCCAGCUGGCGGAAUUAGGCGAUAUGGACGCCAUCAACAUACCUUGGCCUACCCGAACGCUGAAAAUGGAUGGCCUUUCAGAAAUACCUGCGGAACUUCGAACCUGCUUCCUCCACGGGCGGGUGAAUGCACCUGAUGACUCGCUCUUACGACAAUGGAAUGCAUUCACGUUCUUCCUGGCGGCGUUUGACCUUAAACCUGGUGACCCGCAACACUAUUGCGGCAAAGGCGCCAUGCGCACCGACGAUCAGUGUCAUUUGAAUUUCAACAUACAGGUGCGAGGGAGAUACAAUCUCGCCAAAGUGCAAAAGCUAAAAGCAAAAUUGCUGGAGGAGAAACGGAGAUGGCAUCCGGAUGGGCAAAGGAGAAAAUGGCGAUUGCGCCAGGGGUCAAACGAGGUUGAGGAGGAAUGUGCAAAGGCGGUGUUCAAUGCUGUAGUCAACGCUUCUACUGUCUGUGGACGGUUGUUGAGCCGUGCUUCCGACUUUCGAGGCUCGUAG
This is a messenger RNA of Uncinocarpus reesii 1704, 1275 nucleotides long. RefSeq lists its product as uncharacterized. Bases 1 to 1275 code for a protein of 424 amino acids. The transcript has a single exon. Lineage: Eukaryota; Fungi; Ascomycota; Eurotiomycetes; Onygenales; Onygenaceae. The record is from RefSeq and is a predicted model, not a curated record.